Molecule: messenger RNA, 1784 nt
Organism: Cornus florida
Lineage: Eukaryota; Viridiplantae; Streptophyta; Magnoliopsida; Cornales; Cornaceae
Product: glycerol-3-phosphate 2-O-acyltransferase 4-like
Exons: 2
Coding region: 78-1592 (504 amino acids)
Biological process (GO): cutin biosynthetic process
Cellular component (GO): membrane
Molecular function (GO): phosphatase activity; glycerol-3-phosphate 2-O-acyltransferase activity
Source: RefSeq, a predicted model, not a curated record
CCAGCAGAGAGAGAGUACAAUUGCAGAUUUUAGAGAGACAAACACAGGAGAGAGAGAGGGUUCUCCGGUUCAGAACCAUGUCGCCGGCAACCACCACCACCAAGGGAACAACCUUCCCGUCGAUCACGACAUGUGACGUCUCCGCAGUCAAACAUCACUCGAUCGCCGCCGACCUCGACGGCACACUGCUUAUUUCAAGCUCCUCGUUCCCCUACUUCAUGCUCGUCGCGAUCGAAGCCGGAAGCCUCCUCCGCGGCCUUAUUCUCCUCCUAUCGUUCCCUCUCAUCGCCAUCGCUUACAUCUUCUUCUCCGAAGCACUCGCAAUCGAGAUGCUGAUCUUCAUCUCAUUCGCCGGCGUCAAGAUUCGCGACAUCGAGCUGGCGUCGCGCGCGGUGCUGCCGAGAUUCUACGCCGCGAACGUGAGAUCGGAGAGCUACGACGUGUUCGACAAGUGUAAGAGGAAGGUGGUGGUGACGGCGAACCCCACGGUGAUGGUUGAGCCGUUCGUGAGGGAGUAUUUGGGCGGAGACAAGGUGUUGGGGACUGAGAUCGAGGUUAAUCCGAAGACGAAGAAGGCCACGGGGUUUGUGAAGAAGCCAGGGGUUUUGGUGGGAAAAUUGAAGAAAUUGGCGGUUCUCAGCGAGUUUGGGGACGAAUCUCCUGAUAUUGGAAUCGGAGAUCGUGAAUCGGACCACGAUUACAUGUCGAUUUGCAAGGAGGGUUACAUGGUGCUCCCCAACAAAUCAGCAACUCCAGUACCGCUUGAUCGCCUGAAAAGCCGAAUCAUCUUCCAUGAUGGACGGCUAGUCCAGCUCCCGACCCCACUCAACGCCCUGAUCACAUACAUCUGGCUCCCAUUCGGAUUCGUCCUCUCCAUCAUCCGCGUAUACUUCAAUCUCCCCCUCCCGGAACGCAUCGUACGGUACACGUACCCCAUGCUCGGAAUCAACCUUGAUAUCCGUGGGACCCAACCCCCAGCCCCAUCCCCAGGGACACCCGGCAACCUCUACGUCUGCAAUCACCGCACAGCCCUUGAUCCGAUCGUGAUCGCUAUCGCACUCGGACGCAAAGUCUCGUGUGUCACAUACAGCGUGUCUCGCCUCUCCCGAUUCUUAUCUCCAAUCCCAGCCGUCGCUCUGACCCGCGAUCGUGAAGCUGAUGCUGCCCGCAUCAAAUCACUGCUCCAAAGAGGUGACCUGGUGGUGUGCCCUGAGGGGACCACGUGUCGCGAGCCAUUCUUGCUGCGAUUCUCUGCUUUGUUCGCAGAGUUAAGCGAUAGGAUCGUUCCAGUAGCGGUGAAUCUGAAGGCCAAUAUGUUCCAUGGGACCACCGUGCGUGGGGUCAAAUUCUGGGACGCAUAUUUCUAUUUCAUGAACCCUAGGCCCACCUAUGAAGUAACGUUUCUUGAUCGAUUGCCUGAGGAGAUGACGUGUAAGGCAGGUGGGAAAUCAGCGAUUGAGGUGGCCAAUCACGUGCAGAAGGUGUUGGGGGGUGUACUGGGGUUUGAGUGCACUCAAUUGACUAGGAAGGACAAGUAUAUGCUGCUGGGAGGGAAUGAUGGGAAGGUUGAGUCCAUGUACUCCAAGAAGUAGAAGAAGAAGAGGAAAAAAGUAGGUUGUUGGGUCAUUUCGGUGACUCACUCUGCUUAGGGUAAUUUGGUCAUUUGAGUUUUAGAGUUGGGGGUGUUGUUUUGUCAAUGUGGAAGGGGGUAUAUCUGUCUGUACAGAAUUGUUUACAAUUCUGAUGAUGUUUGAUUGCCUAAAUAUGGUUUUGGAUUUAUUAUU